Cololabis saira (Pacific saury) is the source of this 5668-nucleotide messenger RNA. RefSeq names its product SH2B adaptor protein 1 (gene sh2b1). The coding region runs from base 480 to 3287 and encodes 935 amino acids. Gene Ontology annotation, molecular function: transmembrane receptor protein tyrosine kinase adaptor activity. Gene Ontology annotation, biological process: intracellular signal transduction. Gene Ontology annotation, cellular component: plasma membrane. Lineage: Eukaryota; Metazoa; Chordata; Actinopteri; Beloniformes; Belonidae. The record is from RefSeq and is a predicted model, not a curated record. The transcript has 9 exons.
GAGAAGCAGCGGGUCCAGGCUGAGAGCAACAUUCUGGUUUAGCCACAACAACAACAACAACAACAACAACAACAACAACACCUCCAGGACUGAGAUGCUGGUUCUGGACCGGACCGGACCGGGCUGACGUCACCAGGUCACGUGACCGCGGGGGUUCAGGAUGAGGCCACGCCCCCUCGGAUGUUUGUCAGACGAUGAAGAUGAAACCGACCAUGUGAUUGACAGCCGUCUGACCUUUGACCUCACGCUAGCUGCUAGCCGCUAGCCGCUCCCUGGAAACCCUUCACUUCCUGCUGAAACAGAACAGCGUUUAACGUGUGAAGAUAAUGUAGCGGCUAGCCGCGUGUUGGAGCCCCGAACCUUGACCUCUGAACUUUGACCUCUGGCCGAUGGGAACGCGGAAACCCCGAGACCAAAUGUGCCGCGUUAGCCCCCGGCGUUUACCCCAGCUGUGCGUUUGAGGCGGUUCUGACACCAGGAUGAACGGCUCCCUGCUAACGCCGCCCAGCCCGCGGGCGGCUAGCUCCUCCCCGCUACCGCCGUCGCCCUCCCCGUCCCCGUCGCCGCCGUCGCCCUCCCUGUUACCGCUGUCGCCGCGGCCGCCGCCGCUGCCGCCCCCGCAGGCGGCGCAGCAGCAACACCCGUCCUCGCUGUCGGAGACGCCCACGCCGUCGCCCUCGCCGUCGCUGAGCUGGACCGAGUUCUGCGAGCUGCAUGCCCGCGUGGCCGCCGGCGACUUCGCGCGGCACUUCCGGGCGUUCCUGCUGGAGAACCCGCGCUACGGCGCCGACUCGGCCGCCGCCUUCUGCCGCCGCUUCACCGACCGCUUCGCGCGCCACUUCCAGAGCGAGCUGGAGGGGGCGCCGCUGCCGCCGGCGUCGUCGGCGCGGGACGACUUAGCGAGCUGGGCGCCGCCGUCCGACGCCACGUCCCUGGAGGAGGAGGCGGCGUCGCCCCUGUCGCCCGGCGGCAGUUGCGGUGGCGGUUGCGGCGGCGACACGCCGCGGGCCGCGCCCCGGCCGGCCCCCGCACGGCUAGUGCUGGACGGCCGCGGCGGCGAGGACUCGUACGCCCACGGACACGUCCUGCCCCCGUCCUCGUCCUCGUCCUGCUGCUCCUCGGUGGGCGGGAACAACGGCCGCCGCGGCGAGGAUCGUAGCGGCGCCGCGGCGACGCCCGGCAACGGCAACGAGGCGCCGGUGGAGGAGGAGGAGGAGGAGGACGGCUGGCUCGGGGGGGAGCCGUCCUCCCUGGACCAGGACCAGGACCAGGACCCCGCCCACACCCCCCAGACCCCGCCCUCUUCUCUGACUCCGCCCCCUUCCAAAAGCAAGCUGAAGAAGCGCUUCUCGCUGCGCAGCGUGGGCCGCAGCGUGCGCGGCAGCGUCCGCGGCAUCCUGCACUGGCGCAGCGCGUCCAGCGACGCGGCGGCGAACCCCAACCCGCUGCCCUCCAGCUACAGCUACACCAUGGGGGUGCAGGACGCCGCUAACGCUAACGCCGCGGGGGCCAAGCGGGGCUCGGGCACGCAGCCGCCCACGCCCACCUCCUCCGCCAUGCCGGUGUCCCUGUCCAUGCCGCUGUCGCUGCCCCACUCCUCCUCGUCCUCGCUGCCGCCCUCGUCCUCCAGCAGCGCCACCUCGCUGUCGCUAGCGGAGGCGGCGCGGGACCGGCGGCGCAGCAACGGCGAGGGCGGCGAGAAGGACAAGUGGAGCCACCGGCUGGAGAAGCUGCGGCUGUCGCGCUCGCCGCCGCCGGUCUUCAUGCCGGCCUCGUCCUCCCUGCUGCCCCCGCCCAGCGGCGGCGGCGGCGCCAGGAAGGGCCGGCUGGUGCGGGAGGGCGGCGUGACCGUCAGCGCCUCCAGCGACGAGCUAACCGGGAGCCACGGCGGCGGCUUCGCCGGCUUCUCCUUCUCUCUGCUGCACCACGGCGACAGCAGCCCCGCCGCGGCCCCGGGGGGGCCCCUGGCCGCCGGGGGGGGCACCCUGCCCUGGAGGGGCGGCCGCUGGCACAAGUGCCGCCUCGUGCUCCGAGAGAGGGACCGCGAGGGCGGAGAGCGGGGAGAGGAAUAUUACCUGGAGUUCUUCAUCCCCCCCAAGUCGUCAAAGCCCCGUCUGACGGUCCCCUGCUGCUCCAUGGUGGAGGUGAGGAGCACUACGGCCCUGGAGGUUCCUGACAAGGAGAACACCUUCCUGCUGCAGGUGGAUGGAGGGACCCAGUACGUGAUCGAGACCCGGGACGCCGUCCAGAUGAGAGCCUGGCUGAGCGACAUCCGGAACGGCAUCUGCCUCAGUGAGCCGGAGGAUCCUGAAGGCUGUGGACCGUUGGACCUCAGCGGGACCCCGGACAUCGGAGACAGACUCUCACAAGUGUGUUAUGGAGGGAUCGACUCUCUCCCUCCGGAGCUGCCCCCCCGAGCUCCUCUGGACGAACCAGACGGCAGGAUUCUGGGAGGGGGUGGAGCCAGUCUGGGCACGCCGUUCGCUGAGACUCCCGACGCCACGGGCUCGUUCCUGUUCUCGGACCCGGCCCCCUCGGAGCAGGACCAGCACCCCCUCAGCGAGUGCCAGUGGUUCCACGGGACUCUGUCCCGGCUGAAGGCGGCCCAGCUGGUGCUGGCCGGCGGCCCGGCCAGUCACGGCGUCUUCCUGGUGCGGCAGAGCGAGACCCGGCGGGGAGAGUACGUGCUCACCUUCAACUUCCAGGGCAAGGCCAAGCACCUGCGUCUGUCCCUGAACGAGGACGGCCAGUGCCGGGUGCAGCAUCUCUGGUUCCAGUCCAUCUUCGACAUGUUGGAACAUUUCCGGGUUCAUCCCAUCCCCCUGGAGUCGGGCGGAGCCUCCGACGUCACGUUAAUCAGCUUCGUGGGAGCCACCGCCGUCCGCCAGCCAGACUUGACCAGCAGACCCCGUAGCCCCCCCCAGGCCCCGCCCCCCCCGCUGCCGCCGGGCCGGCCCCCGCCCCCGACUCCGCCCCCUCCGGAGAGGGGGAGCGACCCGGAGCCGGGCGGAGGUGAAGAAGGAGGAGACGGAGGUGGAGAAGACGGAGGGGAAGGAGGGGAAGAUGGAGGAGGAGGAGGAGGAGGAGGAGCAGCGGUGCCUGCAGGGACGACCGGAGCAGCGGCCGGAGGAGGAAGUGGAGCAGGAAGUGGAGCAGGAAGUGGAGGAGGAAGUGGAGGAGCGGCGGAGGACUGGGAAGAGAGGGAUGCUCCCCUCCGUCAGCUGGAGGUGGAAGAGGGGGAUGGAGCGAGAGCUAGAGCCGUCGACAACCAGUACUCCUUCUUCUGACGGAGGGAUGAGGGAGGGAGGAGAGGAGGACGGAGGGAGAAAGAGAGGAGUGUGUUUGCACCCGGCUGGAUGAGGCGGUGUCCAUUUUAGCUUCAUAAAACAGUGUUUUAUUCUGUUAGCGAGGAGCUACGCUACUAGUACGGAGCUACGCUACUAGUACGGAGCUACGCUACUAGUACGGAGCUACGCUACUAGUACGGAGCUACGCUACUAGUACGGAGCUACGCUACUAGUAGCAUAGCUAGUACGGAGCUACGCUACUAGAGGGGGAGGAGCUACGCUACUAGUAGCAUAGCUAGUACGGAGCUACGCUACUAGUAGCGUAGCUCCGUACUAGUAUGGAGCUACGCUACUAGAGGGGGAGGAGCUACGCUACUAGUACGGAGCUACGUUACUAGUACGGAGCUAUGCUACUAGUACGGAGCUACGCUACUAGUACGGAGCUACGCUACUAGUACAGAGCUACGCUACUAGUACAGAGCUACGCUACUAGUACGGAGCUACGCUACUAGAGGGGGAGGAGCUACGAUACUAGCGCUAAAUGGGGCGGAGCUACAUCAGCAGCUUCUCGACACCAACCAGCCCCUCGUUUCCUCCUCCGGACUCACCAGCCUCGAUUUCACCGCCGCCCGAGACUCCGGUGGGCCCUCGGGGGCCCAAACGUCUGGCCGGGGCCCAAACGUCCGGCCGGGGCCCAAACACACGCCGUAGACAUUUCUAGCGCAGCUAGCAGACCCCAAACAUCCGUCUCUCAAAAUCAUUAAUUUAGAGAUAAAUUAAAGACUGGAAGUGAUUUAAAUGUAGUUUUAACAUUUCAAGUUUCCAGUUUAAAAGGUGAAUCAAUCAGAACUGACGUCUGAAAGAAGUAAAAAAAACAGAACCGGCGGGAAAAUCCGCUAAAACUGAGCAGGAAAAACGUCUCCCGUAAUAAAACACUAACGAUUCUUCCCCAGUUUUAAAACUGUCUGCUAAAAUCUCCCAUGAUGCAACGCGGGAACCGGGUUCAGCUCUCGAGAUAACGCUGAUUUAAAACGGUUUGGAUUUAGCUCGUUUAAAAAAACCCAGCUCUUUCAGAAUAAGAGUUUUAAAACUUGUUAAUAAAAAAAAAAAACAAUAUUUUCAAAAUAAGGUACAAGUUAAAACAUGGUACUGGUUUUCAGAAUAAUAUAUCUUUUAUAAAUAGAGCAACGACUUGAACUUCCUGUCAAAAGCUUCUUUUCAAAAUAAGGUACGGAAUAAAGCUUGUUAUAAUAAAAAUGUGUUUUCAAAUUAAGGUACCGGUUCAAACUCACUACAAAAGCGCUUCCUGCUAAUGUUAUUUAUUGUUAUUUUGUUAAUUAAGUAACUUUGUUGAUCAGUUAUAAGCUACGAAGGGUUGCCAGGUCUGGCGUAAACGCUGCUCCAAGUCUGACAUUUCUGCAUUUUCACUUAAUUAUUAGGGCUUAACUGAAACUUUAACUGAGCUACUUUACACAAACUUCAAUAUUGAAAGGAUUAAACUUUAGUUGAGGUCACUUUUUCUUGUUUUUUCUUUUUUAAACUACUUUCUUACACUACCAGCACAACGGUACGGACAGAUUUGACCAAUUAAACUCACGUUUUAGUCUUAAAGUUCCCGCUGCUCGUCUAAAAACCGUUAUAAAGCACCAAGAUUCAGAAUCCUCAGACGUGAGGAAGGAAGUGCUGCUUUUGUUUCUUUGUUUUGUUGUUCUCUCUCCGUUGCUCGUUAGAAACGGAGCUUUAAAUGAUUCACGAUUCACACUGGAAGCUUGUAUUUUGAAGGAGACACCUUUAUCCCGCAUCAAAAGUUCGGCGGAUUUCAAAUACGACACGUUUUUGUCGGGUGGAGUUUGGUGUUUCUGGUUUAAAUCUGCUUGUUUAUCCGUCUUAUAUCCAAAACACAAAACCCUCCGCUGGUACAGAACGUACCGAGCCAAUCCCAGCUGGUCCCAUGACAUUUCUGCAUUUUCACUUAAUUAUUAGGGCUUAACUGAAACUUUAACUGAGCUACUUUACAGAAACUUCAAUAUUGAAAGGAUUAAACUUUAGUUGAGGUCACUUUUUCUUGUUUUUUCUUUUUUAAACUACCUUCUUACACUACCAGCACACGGUACGGACACAUUUCACCAAAUUAUCACCAAAACGACUUUAUUCUUGAUUUUAUUCUCGUAAUAUUACGACUUUAUUGUUGACUUUAUGUUGUAAUAUUACGACUUUAUUUUCAUAAUAUUACGACUUUAUUUUCAUAAUAUUACGACUUUAUUCUCAUAAUAUUACGACUUUAUUUUCAUAAUAUUACGACUUUAUUUUCAUAAUAUUACGACUUUAUUUUCAUAAUAUUACGACUUUAUUUUCAUAAUAUUACGACUUUAUUUUCAUAA